Messenger RNA from Cyanidioschyzon merolae strain 10D, 993 nucleotides. RefSeq lists its product as hypothetical. NCBI's taxonomy places the organism in Eukaryota, Rhodophyta, Bangiophyceae, Cyanidiales, Cyanidiaceae. The record is from RefSeq and is a predicted model, not a curated record. The transcript has a single exon. Bases 1 to 993 code for a protein of 330 amino acids.
AUGCUUCACCGCGUUAAGUUAAGCUUAAAGAGCUCGAAAGACGCUGUACUUCGCAGGGGGCCGGCGAGUGCGCCCGAAACUCGGUACGAGGCUGCGAUGGACGUACUGGACAGCCUGGAGCGUCGGGCCCAACGAGUACGAGCCGUGCUAGCUGCGAACGAGAACGCCUGGAAGAGCCUGCUGGCGAACAUGAGUGAUGCCACCGGCUCAAUACAGACUAUGUUCGAAGCUACGCACCCAUUUUACAGCACCGCAACAGAUACUGCGAACGUUGUCUCGGCACUGGAACAACACAUGUGUAAGAUUGGUCUUCUUCGCCCACCGCCAACGGGUUACCGCCAGAACGAGAGUAAACCGACACCGGAGGGGGUCCAGAGCGUCUUAGCGCAAGUUGACGAGUUCCUCGAAAAGUGCAAAGAGAUGAGAAAACGAGCACACGUGUAUGAGGAGCGCCUGAGAGAGGUCAACUAUUAUUUAACCAAAGUCGAGAAGCUCGAAGCAGCGCAAAAGCAGGAUUCGGACGCGCGUUUGGAACGCAACCGUCUGAAACUCCUUGAAUCCAGACAGUCUGCAGAGGACGCCUGCAACUCUCUCCAGCUUGGUGUUGAAAUGCUCGAACGCAACAAGGAUGUUGUGUUCUCAAGGGCCCUCAUUGUUUAUAUCUCUAACCAACUGGCAGCAUUGAAAUUCGAGCCGCUUAUUGAACAAGACAGAGAACUGCAAGAUAUUAUGACUGAACAUGGAAGCCUCACCAGUCAAAAGAUUGAUUGGACUGAAAGCUCUCAGGUGAACACCUCGGGUGAGCGCACAAGUCAGCGUAUGCAGAGCCCGACGUCAAAGACGCCGUCACGGUUUUCGGCGGAUGCGAGCCCCCUCUCGGAUAGCGUUGAUCACUCUGUUGCCGGGGGUGCAUCGCCCCCGCCAGAAUUUGAUCCUCAUGAGUUUGCCGAGCAUCGUGAACAAGAGCCAGAGCCCGAAGGCAACCUCGCAUGA